AUGUCAACCGAUGAUAGAAAACCUAAAAGAAAAACACCACAACCGGGACCAAUGAAUACAAUAACCACCACAUCGCUGUCCAACCAGAGUGGGUCAAAUGACUUCGUCAAGAAACUUUUCCUAAUGUUGGAAGAAGACAGCUAUAAAGAUAUAGUUCGAUGGACCCAUACUGGCGACUCAUUUGUAGUGCUAAACACCAACGAAUUCACCAAGGAAAUCCUUCCGCGUCAUUUCAAACACUCCAAUUUCGCCAGUUUUGUUCGACAGUUGAACAAAUAUGAUUUCCAUAAAGUGAAAAUCUCCAAUGAAGAAAGAGCAACUUACCCCUACGGUGACGACACUUGGGAGUUUAAACAUCCAGAUUUCAGACAGAAUGACCGAGAGUCGUUGGAUAAUAUCAAGAGAAAGGGUCCAACUUCGAAAAAGGCAACUCCAGGAGCAAGUUCAGCACUGGCAACCACCAGUCAAGUAAUCAACGGCGUUGAUGCCGCAGCUUUAGCUCGAUGUAAUCACAAUUAUACCCAAAUGCUCACCAGCCAGAACCAACUCAAAGACCAAAUGGAACUGCUCAGACAAGAAAACAAACAACUACAACAGGAAAUCAAUAUAUUGACGAGAAAAUACAAAACCUUGGUGGAGAAUAUCGUGGCUAUAAAUACUGUCGAUGAACGUAGCCAUAGAUCAAUGGGUAUAUUGGUAAACUGCUUGAUCCAAGCGGGGAUAAAGAUUCCGCCAUUGGACUUCCCACCACCACAGAGCCUACAAGGUGAAGUGAACAAUAGUGAAUUUGGCAGUUCCCUCCCAAGUCUAUCCUCACAUCUUCUAAACCACAAUACUCUGCCACAGCAAGCAUUACCGCCAGGAGCCGCACCACCCAAUGCACUUCCACAACAUCCACAACAAUCAAUACUACCUCCUCAUCUUGCCAAUCCUCCACCUCCACCUCCACCUCACCUACAACCUGCUAUCCAACUACCGCAACCGCCUACAAAUGGAAACCAACCACCUUACAUAGCUGCUACGCCGACAGCCCAGGCGAUUCCUUCACCAGGUGCCAUCCCACAAAUGCAGGGCCCAGCAAUGGUUCCCCAGCCUCAAGCAGUACCGCAGCCACCUCAGCAGCAAGUCCCACCAAUUAGUGCUGCCACUGCCCCUAAUGCAACUGCCACUACAGCUAACCCAGUAGCGGUAGCUACAUCUAUAUCGCGACUCGCGUCAUCUCAAGAGGGGUCAAAAUCUCAUUCUCAAACCACAUCAACUUCAGCAUCUCCACUAGUACCCGGUGCCGGUGGACUUCCUUUGGCGGUUCCUGGCCCUACAGAAGUUUCCGCCACCACCACGACAGUACCUAAUGCCAAAUUCCACGUUCUUCUCGUUGAAGAUGACAAUGUCUGCAUUCAACUUUGUCGUAAAUUCUUGGUCAAGUACGGAUGUCAAGUUACAGUUGUGACUGAUGGGCUAAACGCGAUAUCUACAGUGGAACAUACCAAAUAUGAUUUAGUACUUAUGGAUAUUGUCAUGCCUAAUUUGGAUGGUGCGACGGCUACGCUGGUUAUCCGAAGUUUCGACACCAAGACUCCAAUUAUUGCCAUGACUGGUAAUAUCGAAGACAACGAUUUGGUUACGUAUUUACAGAAUGGGAUGUCGGAUAUCUUGGCCAAGCCUUUCACCAAGGACGACUUGUAUCUGAUUUUGGCGAAGCAUUUAUUGACGGACAAGAGUGAGGGCGCCGCCGUAAGUACUGGGUUAUCAGAAUCGGCUUUGAAAGGUGCGAUUAAACUGGAGGAUGAUCAAAUUGUCAAAAAACCACGUUUGAUCUAG
This is a messenger RNA of Spathaspora passalidarum NRRL Y-27907, 1821 nucleotides long. It is a transcript of the gene SKN7, whose product is annotated as kinase-regulated stress-responsive transcription factor. Gene Ontology annotation, biological process: phosphorelay signal transduction system; regulation of DNA-templated transcription. The transcript has a single exon. The record is from RefSeq and is a predicted model, not a curated record. Gene Ontology annotation, molecular function: DNA-binding transcription factor activity; sequence-specific DNA binding; phosphorelay response regulator activity. Bases 1 to 1821 code for a protein of 606 amino acids. Lineage: Eukaryota; Fungi; Ascomycota; Pichiomycetes; Serinales; Debaryomycetaceae.